AAAAGAAAAGAAAUAGAGGAGAAGGCGACAGGUCAAAGGGGGUGAAACCUAGCACGAGAAUCGCACGGGGCCAAAUCUAUAAAACGACGAAAGGGCAUUGGUGUUGAGGGAGGUUUUGGGGCAGUGAAGGGAGAAGGGUUGUCAUCAUAUGAGUUUGCAGUUGGAUUGUAUUUUGGGACAACGAUUUCUUCGAUAGUUCGUUUUUGGUUUUCUUAUUUUCUCAUCUUUGUCAGUUGAGAAUAGACAGUCUGGUGCAUCUCUGCGUUUUUUCUUACCCGCCUCGAUCAUUUUAUUCUCCGUCAACCCACAUUUGCAUCCCCUCUACCACCUCGGUUUCUCCGUUGCCGGAGGAUCUUCAUUUGCUUAUUUAUAUUUGCUUAAAGAAUGGUUGCCAUUGCAUUUCAUCAAACCAUUGGGACCCUGCAUUCUCAAGGAUUUCUCAAUAACUCUGGUUUUCACCAUGAGUUUGGGAAUGCUUCUGUGAAAUUGAUUCCAAGGGGUUCCAAAGUCAAUGUUGGAUUAUUGAAAAGAGGAAGUUGCAAUUCUGGCAAGAGAAGUUUUGCUGUAAUUCAAGCCUCAACUGCUCAUACAUCAGUAUCCGGUCCAGUGUCAUCACCCUCAAGUAACAGCACUAAUGGGUCACCAAAGAAAUCAAAUGAAAUUGCUUUGAUCCUAAUCCGACACGGUGAGUCUUUAUGGAAUGAAAAGAACCUGUUCACUGGUUGUGUUGAUGUGCCCUUAACUAGGAAGGGUGUAGAAGAGGCACUUGAAGCUGGAAUGAGAAUCAGCAACAUUCCCAUUGACAUGAUCUAUACAUCUGCUUUAAUUCGCUCACAGAUGACUGCUAUGCUUGCCAUGACCCAGCACCGUCGUAAGAAGGUGCCAAUCAUUAUGCAUAAUGAGAGUGAACAGGCAAAAGCAUGGAGUCAAAUUUACAGUGAAGACACCAAAAGGCAAUCCAUACCAGUUAUAGCAGCUUGGCAAUUGAAUGAAAGAAUGUAUGGAGAAUUACAGGGUCUCAAUAAGCAGGAAACUGCAGAUAGAUAUGGAAAGGAGCAGGUUCAUGAGUGGCGUCGUAGUUAUGAUAUACCUCCACCCAAUGGCGAGAGUUUGGAAAUGUGCGCUGAAAGAGCUGUAGCUUAUUUUAGAGAACAUAUUGAACCCCAACUUCUGUCUGGAAAGCACAUAAUGAUUGCUGCCCAUGGGAAUUCACUGAGGUCCAUCAUUAUGUAUCUGGACAAAUUAACUUCUCAAGAGGUUAUUAGCUUAGAACUAUCAACAGGAAUUCCCAUGCUUUACAUAUUCAAAGAGGGAAAAUUUAUCAGGAGGGGAAGUCCUAUAGGACCUGCUGAAGCUGGGGUUUAUGCCUACACUAAGAGUUUGGCUCAAUACAGGCAGAAGUUGGAUGAUAUGUUGCAUUAAGAUUUUCAAGUACAGGGCCUUCAGUGCAUUGCAUUCACAAUCUUUCAUACUAUUAGUUCCAUAUUUAGGAGAACAAAGUAGCAGUUGUGCAAGAGCAAGUUGCUUGAAACAUACAAGGAGUUAGGCAGCUGUGUAACGCGUCUAUGUAAUUUUUAUAUGGGUUGAUCAAGGCUAGUUGAAGUACCUGCCAUGUUUGAGGUUAGGCGUAUUAUAGAGACGUGAAAAUCUGUAGACUGAAAUGAUGAAUGUUUUUUUCUUUGCGUUUUGGACUCUAGAUUUUCCUGGUGUAAAUCUUGGAUGAAUUACUGUAUGGCUUUUACCUUGAAUUGAAAAAGGAUUGCCAAAGACACUUUACAUUCUAAACGAUUCAAAAAAUCACUAGUCUAUGGAAUAUUCUUUAGUUUUUUUUUUCCCA
This is a messenger RNA of Vitis riparia (riverbank grape), 1837 nucleotides long. RefSeq names its product 2,3-bisphosphoglycerate-dependent phosphoglycerate mutase. Gene Ontology annotation, molecular function: intramolecular phosphotransferase activity. NCBI's taxonomy places the organism in Eukaryota, Viridiplantae, Streptophyta, Magnoliopsida, Vitales, Vitaceae. The transcript has 9 exons. The coding region runs from base 385 to 1422 and encodes 345 amino acids. Gene Ontology annotation, biological process: glycolytic process. The record is from RefSeq and is a predicted model, not a curated record.